Messenger RNA from Porites lobata, 1753 nucleotides. The record is from the annotation of a GenBank genome assembly. NCBI's taxonomy places the organism in Eukaryota, Metazoa, Cnidaria, Anthozoa, Scleractinia, Poritidae.
AUGCAAGAUCUACGUGGAGCAAGCGUACAAACGCCAACACCAAGGCCAUCAAGACAAGUACAGCAGCGCGAACGAGAUUUAGAGAGGCAGCUCAGAGAGAUGCGGCAACGCGAAGAAAAUUUGCAAAGACAGUUGAGGGAGUUACAGCAAAACUCGCAAAGACAGCAGCAACGCGAAGGAAACCUUCAAAUGCAGCUGAGAGAGACACAGCAACGUGAAGAAAACUCACAAAGGCAGCUGAGGGAGACACAGCAACGUGAAGAAAACUCACAAAGGCAGCUGAGGGAGACACAGCAACGUGAAGAAAACUCACAAAGGCAGCUGAGGGAGACACAGCAACGUGAAGUAAACUCACAAAGGCAGCUGAGGGAGAUGCAGCAACGGGAAGAAAACUCACAAAGGCAGCUGAGGGAGAUGCAGCAACGUGAAGAAAACUCACAAAGGCAGCUGAGGGAGACACAGCAACGUGAACAAACCUCACAAAGGCAGCUCAGAGAGAUACAGCAACGUGAAGAAAAUUUGCAAAGGCAGCUGAGAGAAAAAGACCAGGAAGUAAAUGAACUAGAGUUAAGUCUUUCAUUAGCUCAGCAAACAAUAAGUGAACAUCGACGACAGGAAACAUGCGACUGGGUUAUUUCCCGUAAUGAAAUUCAGAUGACAGAGAAUUGCCUAGGGAGGGGAGGUUGGGGAAGUGUCAAUGAAGGUACCUACUGUGGCUGUACUGUAGCGGUGAAGCAAAUCCAUGACCUGAUUCUAUCCCGCCAUAACAGGCUUUUAUUUGAAAGAGAAAUGAAUAUUGCUUCAGCUUGCCGCCAUCCCUGUUUGCUACAGUUUAUUGGCGCCACAAAUGAUGAAGGAAGUCCACUAUUUGUGACAGAGCUAAUGGAGAAAAGUUUGCGAGCUUUGUUUGAAGAGCGGCUGCUUUCCGAAACAGAAAUACGUGUCAUUUCUCUGGAUGUGGCUCGUGCUCUUAACUAUCUUCAUCAGAAGAAACCAUCACCAAUCAUUCACCGGGAUGUCAGCAGUGCCAAUGUGUUGCUAUGGCGACAGGGUGACCAAUGGAGAGGCAAAGUGUCAGAUUAUGGCACUGCUAAUUUCAUGCAGCAGACCAUGACAGUGGCUCCUGGAGCUAUGAUUUACAGUGCACCUGAAGCACUUUCCUCAAAUCAGACUCCUAAGGUUGGUAAUCAUUUGUUUCAGAUCUGAGUACUGCACAACCAUUCAACAGGGAUACAAUUUGGUGGACUUGGUUUAUUAUUGAUUGUUCCAAAUCAGUCUGGUACUUUUACUUUUACCGGUUCCUUUACACAAAAUUUUGUUUCCGCAUAAAGAAAGGGAAAAAAAGCUGUAUUCGCGUGAGGGAGAUGUCCUAGAUUAAGAAAAGAAGAUGUUGGUUUGCCUGUAUCAUUAAACCAGGCGUACUCAUAAAAUCACCACAGUUGUUAGGAUUGGAUCGACAUAGUGUUAUUUUCCGAGAGCUUGCUUUUCAUUUAAAACAGAGUAAAACUAAUUACCAUUGAGACAACACCAGUACAUAUCUAUUGUUCUUUUUUAGGUCGACGUUUACAGCUUGGGUGUUUUGUUAUGUGAAAUGUCUAUCGGGGAACUUCCAGAUCCUGAAAGGCGUGACGAGCAAGUUGUUCUUAUGUCGAACCGCGCUGUAAGAGGCCUGGUACGGCGAUGCCUGCAGACAGAUCCUGAAGCGAGACCAACCAUGCAGGAGAUCAUCGAUGAAUUAUCCAGAGCUGUGUAA